AUGAGCGAUCCCGACCAAUACUAUACCGAUCCAGAAGAGAUUCGCAAGGCAUUGCAUUUGCGUGAUGCUGGCGUGUUGCCUCCAGCACUCAACACGCUGAAGGAUCAAUUGCAAGAAGCGACCAAGAUUCGUGUGGACCCCAUGGAAAAGCGAACACGAUCGCUCGUCGAAUACGUACAACAAUGUCAAGACGGCAGCGAUCUAUUGGAUCUAUGGGAUUAUCAAGCUAGCAAAAACUUGCAAAACCUCGAAUGCUUGGUUCCAGAAGUGAUUGCACAAUUCCUGAAGCUCUGUACAACGCCCAUCAUUCGUCCUUUCGACACACGGAUGAAGUAUAUCACUCGCGGUUUGGCAUCGGGACGCAUUCCUCAAGUCAUGGCUACCUUCAAGCUUUUGGAAGCUAUGUGCUCUUUAGGGCAAUCAGCAGCUAGUGCCUUAUUCCACAACUUCAAUUUUCAAUCAGAGGGCUUCCUGAGAUCUGCUCGUUAUCGACAAAAGACCAAGACCAAGAAUCCAAAACGCUAUCUCUAUGAUCUUCGAACCCAAUACGUGCGAUUUGUACUUGCUUUCUUUAUUCAUGCGGAUGCUGGCGUCAAACGACAAAUAUUAAGCGUCAAGAAUUUCGUGCAUUCAGUAUUCAAUUCGAUUGAUGAAGACGCCUAUCAGCUUAUCCAAGAGAUCUUCUCAACAGUCAAACAGCAUCUCAUUGAUGAUACGCAUGUGCCACGUUACAAUAAGACCUUGUUUUUCUCGCAUCAGAUUCUGGAAAAGAUUGCGAAGCUUUAUGCUCGACGAGAACCUGAAGUGAUUGGAGCGGAUGAAACAGGCAUACCAGCAGAUCUUGCGCAUGACUUUCUUGUAUCCAUUUGCACUAUUCCUGGUGAAGGCAUCUGUUACAAAGAUUAUGGAUGGUAUCCGGUUGUAUCUGCUACAGAGACACAGGAGGCUCAGGGUUCUUCAUCCAAAAUACGCAACAAGACCUUAUCUCGGUUUAUCGCAGUGCUGAAACCUGCAGAAGAUAUUCGUCAGCAAAAGCUCCUUUUAAAGAUUCUAUCAGCAUGUCCAGAAUUGGUACCAGGAUAUUUCCAAAGCAUUGCGACAUCCAUUGAGCCUCGAUUAAGCAGCAAAUGGCUUGCUAGGAUGACAUUGGUUCAAAAAGUGAUUCGUUUCCCUGUACCAUCUCUCUAUUAUGGCGACAGUGAUGUAUACCCUGCAACACCACCAUCCGUCAACACCAUCCUCGACAAUAUUCUUCCAAACACCUUUGGACGCGUGGUAUCGGCUCGUGGUUUGAAGAAUGCAAGCCCCUUGGUCAAUUAUGCAACCAUUCUUCUUCUCACAGCAAGCUUUUUGAAGUACGAUGAUGUCGUGCGUGCUAUUGAAAAGGUCAUUUCCACAUCCAACGUCGAUGGCAUCAGCAAAUGGCACGAGUGUCUCUCACAACUACGCGAUGGAUUCCGCAAACGCCUCCCUGAUGUAUUGACCAUGGUCUCUGUAUAUCAAUCCAUUCAAUCCAGAGCUGAUAAUGGAGCCGAUGAAGCCGAGAUCACAGCACAGCAAGAGAUGAUGCAAGAUAGCACAUUACGCCUUUUACGCUUUUAUCAGCAAUAUCUUCCUGAAGCCAUGAUGGAAGCAAUGGUGGAUCCAGCAAGCUUUAUUCCUACAGACAUCUUGUCCAUGCGUCCUGAAUCCCUGGUCAAUUUGCUCGACAUGUUGUCAAAUGUGCCUGAUCUUAGGUGGACAAACAAAGCAGCAAAAACAUCCUUAUCGCACAUCACAACGCUUCUCGCCUUGUAUCUUCAAUCACCUCACAAGCAUAUCCAACAGCUUACCAGCAAAUUGAUCAAUCGCACACUUGCAGACUCAUUCAUGUUUCGACACGAUCCCAGUGAAGUACGCAUGUGGAUUGAAGCUUUACCUCGGAAUCACGUGGAUGAAAAGACACUUACAGAUCAGCAAACGACUAUUUUACGAUUUUUGGAUGAAUGUAUUGAUCGUUUCAACGGCGCACAAUAUCGUUAUAUGGAUCAGCUAUCUCAAUUGAUGGAGCGAGCCGCAUCCAAACACAAUGAACAAUCCCACUUGAUGCAAGCCCUUGUCCAAGCUGCUGAUACCGAAUCUUAUCCAUUCAGCGCGAUUUUGUUGACAGUUCUUCAGCACAUGCAAACUUUCAAAGGCAACAAAAAGACGAUCAUGGCGUAUGUCACUUCACUUGUUAUCCAAUUGAUCGCCAAGCAAAAGAUCCCAAUCUACUUACAAGAGGUGUGCGAUAUGCUCUAUCAACAAUGCAGCGAUGAAGCUCCAGAUGUAUCACCUUCCUCUGUGGCAGCAUGGGAUUCUUUCAACAUGGUCCAGCAAGCAUAUGCCUGUUUGUCAGCUUCAUCGGCAUCUUCAUUAUCGGAUGCUAAGGACUCAUUUGACCAAGCCCUUUUACAAAAUGCUAUCUCAGACAAUGGUGAUUUGACUGAGCGACGACAACGUAUGGUUGAGUUAUUACAAUCGCUCCCAGUGGCAGCCGCCGAUCAUCAUUUGAAAUCUUUGGCACAAUGUUGUGAGGAGGAACUUCAAUGGAAAUCAUUUGAGCCACUCGUGGAAUACAUCUCUCAACGCCAUCCACUGGCGGGCAGCGUCUUCAAUUAUACCGACAUCAACGCUAUUGACUCUUUGGAAAACCAGGAUGAGCAUGGUGUUAUGAUCCGGUUGAUGAAGGCGAUUCCUUUCGAUAUUCUUUUCUUCAACAUCUGGCAAUUUUACGAUUCGAAUCAAGUGGCAACCGAGCUACUCAAGUUUGCCGUACAAGAUUUCGAUGUCAGACGUCUUGCACAUGCUUUAUCCUUGAUUCUUGAAAAGCUCUCGGUCUUUGUCGACAAGGGGGAUACGACGAUUGCUCCUUUACAAUUGGCGUUUACGCUUGUCACCCACUUUUUCGCGCUUGCAGGUGAUAACCAAGGUCAGCUGAAGGCGAUGAUUAUCGACCAUCCAGUCAUGAACGAGCUCGAAUCUCGACUUAUUCAUCAAAUCGAAUGUUUGGAAACACAACAAUAUGAAAAUGUUAAUCCAGAGUUCAUUCGGGUUGUUGUCGAUCACGUGAAGCUUUUUGAUCAUCCUCAAGAAAUAUUGGGUCAUCUCAUCAAGGUCGAUAGUUUUGAUAUCAGCGACAAGCAACUGCAAAGCCAUAUAUGCCAGCUCUUGGUUUCUCUUAUGGAUGAUGUAUGCAAGAUGAGCAACACCCAGCUUGAAGAAAGAGCUUUUGAGCGAGUCGCAAAGCUUUGGAGAGUUUGGUCCCCUAGUGUGCUUGAGCAAGGCAUGCUAUCACUUCUCAAUUCUUGUGUCGAUAAUCAUCCCGAGGGCAUUCCAAUUCUUCUCGACAGUUGUAACGAUUUAUUACUACGCUAUAUCUUCAAUGGCGGUAAUUGCCGCAUCCCCUUGGACGUCAUUCAGAAUUCUUGCAGCUCUUCGGGUAUCGAUGUUGCCAAGCUUGUCCAAGAGGCUAUCAGUAGUCAAGAAAGUUGGUCUGUAUUAUCACCAACACUCGUGGGCGUGGUACAAAUUGGAUACGAAGGGAAUGAAGGUGACGAUCGUUGUGCAUAUGCCAUCAAGGCAUUGGAGAAGUUCCUUGGAAUUAUCGCCAAACCCAACCUCGUUGAUGUUCACGAUGCGUUUUAUGAUCGACUUGCAACAUUUAUGGAUUUGACGGAGGUGGAUUGGACCAUGCUCGAUAGGGAGUGCGUACGUGAUUUUGUGUUGAACACAAUCCUUGACAAUAUUGGUGAUGCGGCAGCUAUUCGAUUGACCGCCACUCUUGUGGACAAAGCGUAUCAUAAUAUCAACAAGCGUGAGCCAAUUGAGACGUAUAUGCGCCGUGUAUUAGAUCAUGAACAAUACCAGACAUUGACGAAUCCUGAGAACGACAAUGAGCAACGACGAUCCAUCAUUCGAUUGGUCCAUGUUUUGCAUGUUUUGCAACCUGAUAUCUUGGCAACACAACAUGGAUUACUUGAUCCACUUUUGACAAGCUAUGGUGCUACUACAUCAAGGCCUGAUCGAACGAUUCUUGAUAUACUACGUUCAUGUGAAGCUCGAGGACAUGGCACCAUUCUUCCCAAGAUGCUUCUUUGGGGCCCUGGAUCAGAUAAGACUCGCCAGGCACAUGCUCAAGCAGGAACCUUACUCCAAGCCGACACAAUUUCCAUGGUAACGUUUGGUUUGAUUGAUCCCGAUUUGAUGGAAUACACGUGGACACAUCUUCCUGAGAACAUCACCCUUGGUGCACCAGAGCCUCCCGCACAAAAUGACAAGCCUGUAUAUGAUCCUGCAUUCUUUUUGCCCUUAUUUGGAAAUUUGAUCGGCAAUGGUGCUGUUGAUUGCAAACGAUUUUUGGAGUGCAAGGCACUUGGGAUGGUGCUCGUAUCACUUUCUUGUCAAGAUGUACAAGUGCGUAUGCUGGGCUUCCAAAUGAUGGAUCAAUUCUAUGCCCUAUUGCAGCAUUCCAAGAUCACUGAGGUUGCACAGCUGAUUUACUUGUUGGAUGCAUUGAGAAAUUCCAUUGAAGGUCGACACAACCAAGAUGAGCCUCCUCGGAUACCAGCCGCUGUAACGGUGACAGUGGCACAUGCUGUGUUUAUUCUUCUUGAUCCUACACAUUACAUGUAUCCUCACAUCUCUCGGUUGAUUCUGCAAUAUCCCAACUUUGAUCUCAAUUAUGUUCCAAUGUUCAAUUGGGUUUUCUCUUCGGCGACACCUACACAUCGCAAAGAGCGUUUAUGGCUUUUACAAGUAUUGGCGUCAUCCAUGCGAACAUACGAGGAUUACAAGAUAUUCACUAGACGACGAGUGUGGGAUUUGAUCAUGUCUUUUUAUUCUUCAGUGAUGGCGGAUCAACCUACCAAGAAAACGAUCGUUGAGAUCAUGCAACAUGCGCUCACUAUUCCACGUGUGGGAAGCAGUUUGGUGCGGAAUCAAGGGCUUCAGGCUUGGAUUUACCAAAUACUCGCGCUAUCACGAGAUGAUGAGGAGAAACAUACAUGGGACAACUUGCUUCAGCAAGUAAAUUGUGUAGACAUUGAUUAA
Molecule: messenger RNA, 5070 nt
Organism: Lichtheimia ornata
Lineage: Eukaryota; Fungi; Mucoromycota; Mucoromycetes; Mucorales; Lichtheimiaceae
Exons: 18
Coding region: 1-5070 (1689 amino acids)
Biological process (GO): maturation of LSU-rRNA from tricistronic rRNA transcript (SSU-rRNA, 5.8S rRNA, LSU-rRNA); maturation of 5.8S rRNA from tricistronic rRNA transcript (SSU-rRNA, 5.8S rRNA, LSU-rRNA)
Cellular component (GO): nucleolus
Source: RefSeq, a predicted model, not a curated record